Lepidothrix coronata (blue-crowned manakin) is the source of this 5237-nucleotide messenger RNA. It is a transcript of the gene NCAN, whose product is annotated as neurocan. Gene Ontology annotation, molecular function: hyaluronic acid binding; calcium ion binding. NCBI's taxonomy places the organism in Eukaryota, Metazoa, Chordata, Aves, Passeriformes, Pipridae. The transcript has 13 exons. Bases 6 to 3911 code for a protein of 1301 amino acids. The record is from RefSeq and is a predicted model, not a curated record. Gene Ontology annotation, biological process: cell adhesion.
CAAGGAUGGUCCAUGGGAUGGGGGAUGCCGGCUGCUGGGUCCUGCUCGGGCUCUCCCUGCUCCCCAUCGCCGUGCUGGGCUCCCAGGACGAUGGGAAGGUGAUCCACAUCAGCAGGGUGCAGCACCAGGCGCUGCGCGUGGGGCUGGGGGAGCCCGCGGCCCUGCCCUGCCUCUUCCUGCUCCACCCCUCCGCCUCCCUGGGGCCCAACGAGCCCCCCGACCCGCCCCGCGUCAAAUGGAGCAAGGUGCGCUCGGCCACCGGCCAGAGGGAGGACGCGCCCAUCCUGGUGGCCAAGGACAACGCGGUGAAGGUGGUGAGAGCCUACGAGGGCCGCGUGUCCCUGCCCGGCUACCCCCGUGACCGCUCCAACGCCACGCUGGAGCUGCGCGGGGCCCGCGCCAGCGACUCGGGGCUCUACCGGUGCGAGGUGGUGGCCGGCAUCGAGGACGAGCAGGACCUGCUGCCGCUGGAGGUGACGGGCGUCGUGUUCCACUACCGCCCCGCGGGCCAGCGCUACGCCCUCACCUUCCCCGCCGCCCGCCGCGCCUGCCGGGACAACUCGGCCGUCAUCGCCUCCCCCCGGCACCUCCAGGCCGCCUUCGAGGACGGCUACGACAACUGCGACGCGGGCUGGCUGGGCGACCAGAGCGUGCGGUACCCCAUCACGCUGUCCCGGCCCGGUUGCUAUGGAGACCGCAACAGCCUGCCCGGAGUCCGGAGCUACGGGCGGAGGGAGCCCGAGGAACAGUACGACGUGUACUGCUACGCCCGGGAGCUGAGAGGGACGGUGUUCUACGCCACGGUGCCGGGGAGGUUCACCUGGCAGGGGGCCCGGCGGCACUGCCGGAGCCGGGGGGCCUCGCUGGCCACCACGGGGCAGCUGUACCUGGCGUGGCGGGAGGGGCUGGACCAGUGUGACCCGGGCUGGUUGGCCGACGGCAGCGUCCGCUACCCCAUCAGGGUGCCCCGCAGGAAGUGUGGGGGAGAGGCCCCGGGGGUCAGGACCCUCUACCAGUUCCCCAACCGCACCGGGUUCCCCCCCGCCGCCUCCAGGUUCGACGCCUACUGCUACCAAGCCGCGGGGCAGAGGGAUGUGGAGGAGCCGGUGCCGCCUGUGCCCGACCCGCCGGGCAGCGACAACGUGCUGGUGGAGCACAGCGAGGAGCUGGGCACCUCGGGGGACACCAGGGACACCCCCCACGACCACUAUGAGCUCCUGCCACAGCCGGGGCCCUCGGGGCCAGGCCAGGAGGAGGAGGAGGAGGAGGAGGAGGAGGAGGAGGAGGAUGAGCAGCUGAGGCUGGCAAGCAGCAGCCCCGUGGCCACAGCACAGCGCGGGGACCUCCCGGGGACCGCCCUGGCACCGACAGCUCCCGGGCUGGGGAUGGACGGUGGGACACCCCUGCCACCCCCCACGGCCCCCUCGCUGGCGUGGCCCCAUGAGGAGGAGGCUCUCAAUGUGGUGGAUCAGGCCCUGGAGAGCUCCUGGCGGGACCCGGCCGGUGCCAGCCCAGCGCUGCCGGUGCAAGAAGACCCUGAGGAGCCCCCGGUCACCCUCCUGCCACCUUCCCAAAGCCCAGCCCGGGAGCACAGCACCGGAGCAUCACUGGCACCACCCGGGCUGGGGACGGUCCCCAGCACGGCAGCAGAGACCCCCAGCCUGCCCCCCCCCAGCUCCCACCCCCCGAGGAAGAGCCACGCCGGGCUGAACGGGCGCUACUUCCAGCUCCAGAGGCAGAGCCGGGACCCCACGGUGGCAGCUGGGGACCCCACGGUGGCUGGGGACCCAGUGGGCACAGCCACCCAGGCCCCCGUCCUCGCCCUGGGGGUGAAGGAAGCCGCGGCCAACGCGGUGGAGCCGUGGAACAUCCCCCGAGCCGGCACCGAGAGCCUGCGGCGGGAGGGCCCUGACGUGUCCCCCAACACGCUGGAGGAGGAGAUCGGCCCCGAGCUGAUGGCACCGGCCACCGCCCCGGCGUCGCCCUCGCCGCAGGCGCCGGCCCCGAGGGAUUCCCCGCAGGAAUUGUGGAGCCCCCGCAGUCCCGGGGGGCCUGCGGGAACACCCCCCGUGCCGUCCCCACCCCUGCCUGUCUCCGUGGCUCCCCACGACCCUCUGGGCCGCCGGGACAUCCCCACGGAUGAGGCCCAGCCUCGUGUCCCCAGCGCCCGCGGGGACUCCCCCCGGCCGCCCGCCGAGGUCACCGAGGACUUCUCCGGGGACACCGUGUCCCAGGAGGACGGUGGCUCUGUCCCAGCGUGGCCCCCGCUGCCCCCGGCCCCGCUGGUGGCCGAGGGUCCCGAGCCGGCCCCGCAGCCCCGUGGUGACGGUGACGGCAGCGGGGCCCCGGGGGACACCUCGCUGGAGAGGCAGAGGAAGGCGGUGACCUUCCUGUUCCCAGAUGGCCCCUCCACGGGUCACCCGGGCACCCCCGGCCCCACCGAGGGGGCUGCUCCUCAUGCCCGGGGGGGGCUGAGCCCCACGGCCCCCCACGGGCCGGCUGAGCCCGGCCGGGAGCAGCCAGAGGAAUCCAGGGAUGAUGGGAAAGGCGCAGCCGAGCCCAGCAGUGAAGCGGCCGCGCCCCCGCCGGGUUGGGACGUCCCCUCGCCAUCAACUCCCCCCGCGGCCACCGCGGGGACCCCGUGGGCCAGCUCCGAGGGGCCGGUGGAGGCGGCGGUGCUGGAGCCGGCGGCCGAGGAGGGGUCCACCGGCUUCGCUCCCGCGGCCCCCCAUCCCACCGGCCACGCUGGGCCGGAGCUGGGGGCAGGGGAGCAGCUCCUCCUGCCCCCCCCAGGCCCUCGGCAGCCCCCCCUGGGCUCCCCAGCCCCCCCCAGCCACGAGGAUGCUCCAACAUCCCCCAGCCAGGAGGAUUCCUCCGGGGAGGCAAGGAGGGAAGAGCCUCCCGAGCCCCUCGGCUCUGCCACCCGCGGCCCUUGGUCACCACCCACUGCCCCCCACCCGGGGGUGGAGGGGACCCCCGAGUCCCCCGGCGUGGGGCUGCUCUCCGAGCCCUCCGUGGCAGCGGAGCUGGGGGGCCCGGGGGGGUCCCCGCUGCUGGACGCCGACAGCGGGAGCGGCGAGGGGCCGGGAAUGGAGGAGCGGGAGCUGCUGGCCUGGGGGGGCACCGGCAACGCCACCCGGCACGCCCCGUCGGACCCCUGCGAGAACAACCCCUGCCUGCACGGCGGGACCUGCCGCGCCAACGGCACCGUCUGCGGCUGCAGCUGCGCCCCCGGGUUCACCGGGGAGAACUGCGAGAUCGACAUCGACGACUGCCUGUCCAGCCCCUGCCAGAACGGCGGCACCUGCAUCGACGAGGUGAACUCCUUCGUGUGCCUCUGCCUGCCCAGCUACGGCGGCAGCCGCUGCGAGAAAGACACGCAGGGCUGUGACCACAACUGGCACAAGUUCCAGGGUCACUGCUACCGGUACUUCUCCCGCCGGCGCUCCUGGGAGGACGCGGAGCGGGACUGCCGGCGCCGCGCCGGGCACCUCACCAGCAUCCACUCCCCGGAGGAGCACGGCUUCAUCAACGGUUUUGGGCACGAGAACACCUGGAUCGGGCUCAAUGACAGGAUCGUGGAGCAGGACUUCCAGUGGACCGACAACACGGGCUUGCAAUACGAGAACUGGCGGGAGAACCAACCCGACAACUUCUUCGCGGGGGGCGAGGACUGCGUGGUGCUGGUGUCCCACGAGAUCGGCAAGUGGAACGACGUGCCCUGCAACUACAACCUGCCCUACAUCUGCAAGAAAGGCACAGCCAGGCGGUCGCACCGAGCGCGGCGGCACCGCCGGCACCGGCACAGCCACCCCCACCACCAGCACCACCACCACAAACCCCGCAAGGAGCGGCGAAAACACCGCAAGCACCUCCGGCUGGACUGGAUGGAGGAGGGGCACUACUUCUAGAGCCGGGGGGCCGCCGAGCACAAGGGUCCCCCGCGGGGUGUGGUGACGUUUCCCGCCCCCCUCUCCCACCCCCUUCCCUCGCCCCCCCCCUCUCUUUUAUAACCCCCUUUUGGCUUUAGCUCCUUAGGAUGCCCGGCCCCGUAGGGAAUAGGAUCCGGAGGGGGCGGCUGCGUGUGCGUCCCCAGCCCUCCCUGCAUGCCCAACGCUCAGCCCCCCCCGGCCCGGGGCCGAGCCCCCAGCCCCGCACAGGGACCCCCCCACCCCCGGCUGGGCUCUGGCCCCGUCCCCAAAGUGGGGGUUACCCAGGCAGCCCCCCCGUGUCCCACCCCGGCCGUCCAGUCGGGUGGCUCUGGUUUUUUUAGCAGCCCCCCCUAUUUUCCUUCCCCGGCACCCCGGUCCUGCCCGCGGGGCGGGGACACGGUGCCACCAAGUGCCACCAGGGGCAACCAAGUGCCACCAAGUGCCACCAGGUGCCACCAGGGCCGUGGUCCCGCCCCGCGCCCGCUCUGGGGCCGGUUGGUUCCUCCUGCCCCGUUCCCGCGGUCCCGGUCCCGUUGGAGUUGCGUGUGUGUGUGUGUACGGCGCUUUCUGAUCUCUGCUGUCUGCGACGUGACUGCCGUGUCCCGACCCCCUCCCCAGCCCCGGCCCCCCCCUGCCCCCCGUUUCUGACUCUGCCUUUCUGUACUGCUGGACAUUUUAAUAAAUUUUUUUAACAGUUGAGCGAGUUCCCCGAGCCUGGUGCCCUCCCGGGGGCUGUGGGCACCCCCAAGAAGGUCCCCCCAAGAAGGUCCCCCCGUGUCCUUUUUGCCACCUCUUUUAUCACCACAUGGACUUAACUCGCAGCAAACCCAACCCCUCUCCCGGGGUUCCUGGUGCUCCCCACGAAUCCCCCCGGUGGUGGCUGCCACGUGUGUCCCCAGCGUGGCCACGGAUCCCCCUCGAGCUGGGAAGACGCUGAUGGAUUUAUUGGGGUCCUCCCUGCACCCCAGCCCCCGUCACCCACCCCCGUGGCCCCCGACACCCACCGUGCCCUGCCAGGGCUGUCACAUCCCAGCAGCUCUUUGUUUCCAUCAGCUGGUGAAGGUGAUGGAUGGGCCGUGCUCAGCUGGGCCGGGGUGGGGAGGAAGCCCCCAGCCCCUCUGGGGGACCCCGGGGUCCCCAUCCGUGUCCUGCCACCCCCACGGUGGCUCCUGGGCUGCUCCCUUGGAUCUGGUCCCAACAAAUCCAAGCAGGAUGCCGUUGGGAUGCUCUGAACGUGCUGGGAACAGGGGGGAAGGUGAGGCCGAGCAGCGCCGGGGUCCCCUCGGGCCCGAGACGCCCCUCGGG